This is a messenger RNA of Aspergillus nidulans FGSC A4, 492 nucleotides long. RefSeq names its product yippee/mis18 family protein. The record is from RefSeq and is a predicted model, not a curated record. NCBI's taxonomy places the organism in Eukaryota, Fungi, Ascomycota, Eurotiomycetes, Eurotiales, Aspergillaceae. Bases 79 to 492 code for a protein of 137 amino acids. The transcript has 2 exons.
GACAUCACAUCCGGAAAGAAGUACCUCCAAGGCCAUAUAUCUUGCAUUCGAUGCUCGACCUGUGCUGCUGAGCUUUGUAUGACCAACCAAAUUAUCAGCAAAGGAUUCACUGGCCGGCAUGGCCAGGCUUAUCUUGUUCCUGUGUCCAGAAACCUAGUCACAGGUGCCCAUACAGUAAGCGAUAUUGAAUGUGUCUUCUGUGGGAGCGUCCUUGGCUGGAAAUAUCUCAAUGCGGAGGAGCAAUCGCAAAAAUAUAAAGUCGGAAAGUUCAUUUUGGAGACGAGCAAAAUUACGAAGACCUCUGCUUGGGACCCAGCCUGUGCUGCAAAUUUUACAGAAUCUACCAAUCGGUACUUUCCCACAGAAGGGACAUCAAGAUCAAUGUAUGAAGCCGUCGAGUUUGACAGCCAGGACGAGGACGAGUGCGAGGAUUUAUUCAGCGGGGUCUGGAACCCUGGAUUAGCAGUACGCCGACGGAGCAGGGUCGCGUGA